Messenger RNA from Schistocerca gregaria, 3106 nucleotides. RefSeq lists its product as uncharacterized. Gene Ontology annotation, cellular component: membrane. The transcript is spliced from 7 exons. Gene Ontology annotation, molecular function: protein binding. The record is from RefSeq and is a predicted model, not a curated record. Bases 493 to 2142 code for a protein of 549 amino acids. Lineage: Eukaryota; Metazoa; Arthropoda; Insecta; Orthoptera; Acrididae.
UUAGCUGUGACAACAGUAGCAACCUCUGUGGUCAGCGGAAGUAAAUGUGGUGUUUGUAGCUUAUUUUGACAUUUACUGUUAGGUAUAUGGACUACUUUCCGUAGCACCGUUAACCGAGUAUAUUGUUGUAUAUCACUAGUUUUUAAAACAACGAUAAUGUGAAGCGACUAGUCAAGUCCAACAAGCGUGCUGGGAAUUUAAACCCGAUGGAAACGUUAUUGUAUAAUCACUAUGCUUUCCUUAAAGUGAAACCCAAGUUGUAAUACCGUUCUAACGCCAGACAGAUUUGCAAACCGUACCUUAUCCUGGAGGUGAAAAUUUGCAUGUGAGCCGAAGGGAGGAGGCGCAUUCACUGAUAUUCAUUCAAAGUCGUGUUGACAGUGAUGUGAAACUAAUGCUGCACUUCCUCUGCGAAUUUUUGUUUACCAAUAAUAUAGUGCACUGUUGCUUCUCGUGUGCUUGUGAAACAAUGACUCGAUACAAAAUGUAAAUAUGCAUAAUAAAGCUUUUUUGUUUGGAUUCGUAUAUUCCUUAAGGGGCUGUUUAGUUUCUGGUGCCUCAACUGGUGAAUGCACUGACUUACACGGAAGAAUUAUUGCUCCGGGCCUUCAUUACGUUCCCGGUCCAGAUUCAUGCACAUUAUGCAUUUGCGACAGUGGAAGCCCAAAGUGGUGUAAGGCAGUUCUUUGUUCGCCGCCACAGGAUUGCAAAUCCUUUCGGCUGGGCAAUUCGUGCUGCGAGUUUAUCUGCCUUGAUACACUUGAAACACUCCAGAAGCCUUCAGGAGAUUCAAACCAUGAGAGCACGACUGACUUGGGCCUCCGGCUGAUAGCAUAUGCCAUCACAGUGGUGCUGUUCUUGUCCCUCUUUUUCUUCCUUGUGCACCGAUUUAGGCAGCGCAAACUCAGAGGGCGACAGAAUAGACAGCUGAGUGAAGAUGAACGCAGCUUAGGCAGUAUUGGAUAUAUUGCAGGAAGCCUUGCUUAUUUGCCAGGCAGUGUAGGCAGUUACCUUGGAUCAGCGGCAGCAGCAGAUCCCCAUCAUCACCACCACCACCAUUUGGAAUUCCGAUAUGGAAAUGAAGAAAAUGGUGCUCAUUAUCCACUGUGGAAACCACCUGGGUCUUCCUCAAGUAAUGGUGCUGGUUAUUUUCCCCGUGGUGAAGCACCGCCACCUUAUGAAGAGGCAGUGGCUGCAGCUAGGGCAGAGGCUGCCCUUGCGGUUGCUGUUGCAGCUGGAAGCUUGGGGACCACUACUGUCGGAGCCGGAGCUGUUACGAGUGGACUUGGUACAGGCCAUCGAACAAUACCUAUCAACUUGGCCACCAGUGGCAGCUUCCGCAUCGAAACAGCACCUGUGCCGGCAGUUCCUGUGACUGAGGCUGGUGUAUCCAGACCUGCAGCUGAGGCACCACCUGCUGCUCCAACAGCAGCACCACGGCGUCAGCGUCCUUCAUCCUCUGUAGCGGGAAAUACAGAAAUGACUGGUGCCCAAUCUGUUCAUGCACGUUUGGUCGAACAAGGUUCUAGCCAGCCGAUGCCAUCCAGCCGCUCAGAAGACGUCAUACGCUCGGAUGUCUUCUAUGAGGAUGUGUUAGUGGGACCACCAUCAGCUCUUGCGUCAGUUGAGAGUUUCAAUCCAAGGAACAGUGUUGCUGCAGCAGUUCCGGUCUCAUCAUUACAAGUCCUCCCUCCACCUCCUGAGGAGAGACCCACUUCUCCUGAAACACGUCCACGACUUGAUGAUGUUGGCAAGGGUCCGUCACUAGACAGCACUAACACAGCUUGUAGCUGCUCUUUCCAGUGCCUGCCACCCCCUCCAGUACUACCAACAGACGAUAAUGACGAUUAUCGCAGUGAGUGUGAGAACUGUAAGAGUACUCCCCACGGGUCCAGUUAUUACCUGGAUGAGGAAGGGGAAGGUGAUGCUCCACAGCAAGAGACUAUGACGCUUCAUCGGCGGCCAGAACAUGAUGAAACAGCUGAGCAAAGAGGUUAUUACCGUACAUCACUCACACUCCCUACAAAUACCCGCAGGACAAGAACUGGAUCCAGUGGUGCACCUCUCCAUGGCACAAGGGAGAAUUGGUUCAGCAGCAUGCCAGCUUCAUCUACAUCAUCUACUUCAUCAGAGGAAGAAUGAAGUUUUCCUCUGUCUAUAAGUGAUUUUUUUCCUUUCUUUAAAGAAAUUUAGUUAUUGCUCAGAGCAGACAGCUGUUUUAAUGCAUUUUAGACAGGUAUUUUCUGAUACUGAACAUUGCUCAAAAGAAGAGUUUUUUACUAUUCUUUUAUCUACUUGAAUGAUUUGGGUCAUCCAGACUGACAGAAACAAUUGUAAACAUUGUGAAGUGUAUUUAAAGACAGUUAAAUGAACUGUUAAUUGGAAACGGAUAAUAGUGCUAGACAUGCUCAAUACCCAAUAAUGACGAAUUUGGCAGAAACUUCACUUAACUCAGAGUUUUAGAUUUGAAUAUGGCCCUCUAAAGAAGAAAUGAAAUGUUUUUAAGGUAUGGGCACAGUUCAUCAACAGAAUUUUCUUCAAAUUUGAGGCUCACCUUGCUCAGUGUUUUACUGUGGUCCAUUAGUAAUUUGCAGUCAAAUGCCAGUUGUUGAUGUAAGACAGACUAAAUUGUUGCAUUAUCUGACCUGCAAAUAAAAUCCUUGAUUUCAGGAACUACUUUGUAAUUGGAACCUGAUGACGAGGUUUCUAAAAUAAAGCAUUGAUGGUUCUUCAACAGCUUGUCACUCAACAUUGGUGCCAGGAUACUGGUAUCAUUGGUUGUUUGUUACAUUGCAGUGAUGGCAGUAGCAAUCAUUGCUGUUAAUCAUCCAGAAAAUUAAUGUACGUCUUUGUAGCAUGGACAUUUUGGUAACAGUUGCUCUCAUUUCUGUAUGAUGCAAAGCUGUCUGCAACUUCUAAUGCAUUUUUAACAUUUCAUAAAAAAACAUAGGAAAAUGUCUACAUCCAGGAUAGUUUAAAAAGUGACAGUUUGUCUAGUGGUGUCAGAAUAGAUGUUUUUGUUAAUAUGUAAAGCAGGUCACCAGUUUUCAUGCAUUUUUAAAAAAUAAAUGCAGAAGUUCCAAUAGUAAUCAUGGAGUGAAUGAAU